Molecule: messenger RNA, 992 nt
Organism: Hibiscus syriacus
Lineage: Eukaryota; Viridiplantae; Streptophyta; Magnoliopsida; Malvales; Malvaceae
Product: vesicle-associated membrane protein 721-like
Exons: 5
Coding region: 103-762 (219 amino acids)
Biological process (GO): vesicle-mediated transport
Cellular component (GO): membrane
Source: RefSeq, a predicted model, not a curated record
AUCUUCUUUUUCAUUUUUGUUUCCCUCUCCAAAUCAAAAACGCCCGAUCUUUCCUCUCUUUUUCCUUAGAUUCCAUCGCAUAGGGGGAAGGAUUGUUCUUCGAUGGGGCAACAAUCGUUGAUCUACGCCUUUGUUGCUCGUGGCACGGCGGUGUUAGCCGACUACACGGAGUUCACCGGCAACUUCACCGGUAUAGCUUCUCAGUGUCUUCAGAAACUUCCUGCUUCAAACAACAAGUUCACUUACAACUGCGAUGGCCAUACCUUCAACUAUCUUGUCGAUAACGGCUUCAUCUAUUGUGUGGUUGCUACUGAAUCCGUUGGCCGACAGGUUCCUAUGGCAUUUCUCGAGAGAAUUAAAGAGGACUUUACCAAGAGAUAUGGUGGAGGAAAAGCUGCAGCUGCUCCUGCCAACAGCUUGAGCAAGGAGUUUGGGCCAAAAUUGAAAGAGCAUAUGCAGUAUUGCAUUGAGCAUCCUGAGGAGAUCAGUAAGAUUGCCAAGGUGAAAGCUCAAGUUUCAGAAGUCAAAGGAGUUAUGAUGGAAAAUAUCGAGAAGGUUCUGGACCGUGGUGAGAAAAUUGAGCUUCUGGUGGAUAAAACAGAAAAUCUCCGUUCCCAGGCACAAGAUUUCCGGCAGCAGGGAACUCAGAUGAGGAGAAAGAUGUGGUUACAGAACAUGAAGAUAAAGCUGAUUGUUCUCGGAAUCCUGAUUGCUUUGAUUCUCAUCAUCGUACUGUCCGUUUGCCAUGGCUUCAAAUGUUGAUUUAAUUGCUCAUCCACUCGACAUUCCACUGUCGUCUCAUAGCUCGGAAUUGUUGCAGUAACAAGUAAUGUAUGAUGCUCCUUCUAGCUAAAGAUUUUUUGAACUACAUUUGCUUUAUAUUAUAGCCUAUAUCAGAAGACUGUGUGCAUGUAUAAUAUAAAUUUGUAUUUUAGUAUUCUUUUGAGCAGUAUGUUGAUGUGUUGAUAUAUAUAUGUAUCUAUUGGAAAAUU